Messenger RNA from Oryza brachyantha (malo sina), 1557 nucleotides. Its product is annotated as protein DJ-1 homolog A. Gene Ontology annotation, cellular component: cytosol; nucleus. Gene Ontology annotation, molecular function: protein deglycase activity. Bases 22 to 1353 code for a protein of 443 amino acids. Gene Ontology annotation, biological process: protein deglycation, glyoxal removal; guanine deglycation, glyoxal removal. The record is from RefSeq and is a predicted model, not a curated record. NCBI's taxonomy places the organism in Eukaryota, Viridiplantae, Streptophyta, Magnoliopsida, Poales, Poaceae. The transcript is spliced from 8 exons.
GAGAAGGAAGCAGCGAGAAAAAUGGCCACGCGGCCACUCGCCUCCACUCUCCGCCUCCAAACCCCCUCCCCCUCCUCCUCCGCCGCCGUGCCUCCUCCUCAUCUCCGCCGCCUCCAAACCCUAACCCGCGCGCUCGCCUCCUCCGCGUCCGCGUCUCCUCAGGCCGCUAUGGCGCCGCCGCCUGCCAAGAAGGUGCUGGUGCCCAUCGCGAACGGGACGGAGCCCAUGGAGGCCGUCAUCACCAUCGACGUGCUCCGCCGCGCCGGGGCCGACGUCGCCGUCGCCUCCGUCGAGCCGGGCUCUACGCAGGUCGCCGCUGCCUGGGGCGUCAAGCUGGCCGCCGACGCGCUCCUCGCCGACCUCGCCGAUGCCGAGUUCGACCUCAUCUCUCUCCCCGGAGGUAUGCCAGGGUCUUCCAAUCUUAGAGACUGCAAACUUUUGGAGAAUAUGGUUAAAAAGCACGCAGGAAAGGGCAAGCUUUAUGCUGCAAUAUGUGCUGCACCAGCUGUUGCUCUAGGAUCAUGGGGUUUGCUCAACGGAUUGAAGGCAACUUGUUAUCCUUCAUUUAUGGAUAAACUUCCUUCAGAGGUGAAUGCUGUAGAAUCAAGGGUGCAGAUUGAUGGGAACUGUGUGACCAGUCGUGGACCAGGAACAGCCAUGGAGUAUUCUGUUGUUUUGGUGGAACAAUUAUAUGGCAAAGAAAAAGCUGAUGAAGUUGCUGGCCCAAUGGUUAUGCGCCCUCAGCAUGGUGUGGAGUUCUCGAUGAAAGAGUUGAAUUCAACUAGUUGGAAUGUUGGUGAAGCACCUCAGAUUCUUGUACCAAUUGCUAAUGGGACAGAGGAGAUGGAAGCAACCAUGAUAAUUGACAUACUCCGAAGGGCAAAAACAAAUGUUGUUGUCGUGUCCUUGGAGGAAACUUUGGAGAUUGUUGCUUCCAGGAAAGUGAAGAUGGUUGCUGAUGUUCUGUUCGAUGAUGCUCUUAAGCGGCAAUAUGAUCUCGUCUUGCUACCAGGUGGUCUUGGUGGUGCCCAAGCAUAUGCAAAGUCAGACAAACUGAUUGAUUUGAUCAAGAAGCAAGCUGAGGCAAACAAACUAUAUGGAGCUAUAUGUGCCUCCCCAGCAAUCGCCCUUGAACCACAUGGCCUGCUGAAGGGAAAGAAGGCUACAUCCUUUCCUGCUAUGUGGAACAAGUUCUCAGACCAAAGUGAAUGCAGGAACAGAGUUGUUGUUGAUGGCAAUCUAAUCACCAGCCAAGGUCCAGGCACAUCCAUGGAGUUCUCACUCGCCAUAGUGGAGAAGCUCUUUGGUCGGGAGAAGGCCCUUGAGCUCGCCAAAACCAUGGUCUUCAUGUGAGUUCCGUUGCCACGUCAAGUCAGGCUGUGUUUGGUACUGUUUGUGAAUAUAUGAGGCAUGCUUUGCUUGUAGCUGGUGUGGAAUGUACUUCAUAAUCUUUUUUUUUGCCACAAUAACGCACCAUCUUGUUAUGGGUACAAAUGCAAUAAAAAUAGAUGGGGUGCUAUGCUAAUAUGAUGAUAGUACUAUGCUAUAUGAUAUAUA